Messenger RNA from Schistocerca americana (American grasshopper), 7281 nucleotides. It is a transcript of the gene MCU, whose product is annotated as calcium uniporter protein, mitochondrial. Gene Ontology annotation, molecular function: calcium channel activity; uniporter activity. The transcript is spliced from 6 exons. The record is from RefSeq and is a predicted model, not a curated record. Gene Ontology annotation, cellular component: uniplex complex; mitochondrial inner membrane. Bases 1 to 1116 code for a protein of 371 amino acids. Gene Ontology annotation, biological process: calcium import into the mitochondrion; mitochondrial calcium ion homeostasis. Lineage: Eukaryota; Metazoa; Arthropoda; Insecta; Orthoptera; Acrididae.
AUGACAGAGGUGGCGGUAGAGCAGCAGGUGGCGGUGUGGACUGACCUGGCUAGCCGCUGCCGCUGCCGCUGCCGCCUCUCGGCGGCUGUCUGCUCCAGCCAGAAGCCGCCGGGCCUGCAGAGGGCGGCCGCGUCCGCGGGCUCUUCGGCGCCGGAGGAGUCCGGCGAGGUGACGGUGGAGUACUACCGCGGCCUACCGCAGGUGACGGUGCCGCUACCGUCGCGGCGUGAGCGCUGCCGCUUCACGCUGCGGCCCGUCUCCAACACGGUGGGCGACUUCCUGGCCAUGCUGCGACACGAGGACCACGGCAUCGACCGCGUCGCCGUCUCCAGCCUCGAUGACGUCCGGAUAGCCUCGUCCAACACCAUAGAAGUGCUGAUGGAAAACGACUUCAAACUCAUCGUCAACGACAGCGUCUACGUGGUGAACACGCCCCGGCAGGAGAGACUAACCAAAGAAGAACUGCAGCGACUGUCAGAUGUCCGGAACUUGGUGAACCAGAUGUACGAAGCCCUGAACGUGGAGGAGCAUCAGCUGCACAAGGAGAGGGAGCUGUGCUCACAGCUCGAGGAGCUCAAGGUCGAGCUGGAACCAAUGGAGCAGAAGCGACAGGAACUGGAACAGAUAGCUUCCCGCCGAACUAACAUCUUGACGUGGGUUGGCCUUGGCCUUAUGUCGGUGCAGUUUGGCAUCCUGGCACGGCUCACCUGGUGGGAGUACUCCUGGGACAUCAUGGAGCCUGUCACUUACUUCGUGACCUACGGAACGGCUAUGGCUGCCUAUGCCUACUUUGUAUUGACCAGACAGGAGUACCUCCUUCCAGAUGUGAAGGACCGCCAGCACCUCAUCAUCCUGCACAAGCGUGCCCGAAAGAUAGGAUUGGAUCUGGGCCGCUACAACCAGCUCAAGGACAGCAUCGCUCAGCUGGAAGCGGACCUGCGCCGGCUGCGUGAUCCCCUGCAGCUGCACCUGCCCCCCCACCAUCUGUCGUCGGCACGGUCACGGCCGGGCGCCGGCGCAGAUGGCACCGAGCCGCGCUCUCCCCUCGAGCGUGCCCAGGCGCACAUACGUAGCCUCCUGCAGCGCGGCAGGAGCGCCACGAGGGGGUCCACGUAACCGCGUUCUGCUGUCUGUUCUCUAACGUUUUUCUACCAGAUACCUUUGCAGUUCGAACUGGCGUGUACAAAGUGGGGUUCCUGAGAUGGUCUUAUUCAAAUAUUAACCGACCCAAAAUUCUGAGUAUUCUGUGGUUUGUGAGAAAUAAUAUGUGCUCAAACUGAAGGUGUCUGUGAAGAAAAAUAAACACUAACUGUAGCUGCCGAGGGCCUAGCGAGUAUGUCGCAGCACGGACUGCUAGUAACCUUCCUCGCGCUCGAAAUUUUGUUGUCCACCCACACGGACGUUUGCCGCAUUGUACUUAGGAAACGAUUACUUAAUAUCGAACGUCGCUUCUCUGGGUUCUACCUAAAUCUUGAGAAUCUUUGUUUUGUAUCUAGAAUGUGACCUCGGUAGAGGUAACAAAUUUUGACAGUAGUGUCAGUUUUGUAUGCCCUUUAAAGAAACAUGCCUAACGGUCUGACAUUUCUCCAGUUUCUCUGCAUGAAGAAACUGAGAGAGCUGUUAUUAAAAUUGGGAUAUUUUGUAGGGAAACUUAACAUUUCUGCGCUCUGCUGAGUCAUUAAAAAGCCGGAAUAUAACUUUUGCAUAAUAGCUCUGUAUGAAAUGGUGUGUGGCAUCGAAUUAAUGUGUUCCAAUUUCGAGCGAAUGUCAGGUUAAAGUAUUGUAAUUGUUAUGUAACUGUAUUGUGCUUUCAAUUUAAAAAGCAGAUCGUCGAGUUUCGAAGACUGGUCUAAUUGAAUGGAUGUGCCUCGAGUGAAGUCUAUAGAGAGUCGAGAUGCACGUGCGAAUUACUUUCGUGGAGAAGCUGUAGAUUCUAGUGUGUAAAACGGUAAACCAGUUUCCUCGUCGCUGUCAGGAAUAGACUGGUUCUUCUUGCCCGAAGACAAGUUUCUUUAUUUCAUUUUAAAUUGCCAGAACUAGUUCCGUUCUUUCAGCUAAAAUAUUACUGAAAGACCUAUUAUCUACAGUUACCAGACAGGCUAAGAUGAUUAUAGAUACAGAUUACAGUGCAACCUUUUUUACUCUUGUUGUUAGCUUUAUUGUACUGUGGUUAUGUCAACAUGGUGCUUCCUACAAAGCAGCCAAAUGUACAAUUAAAAUAAGGUAAUUUGUGGAGAUGUAGUUACUUGAAUAUUGGUUGGAGAUUGUAUAGUGGCUGUUCAGUUGGUAACAUACUGAGUGCUAAGACUGUGAUGAAAUAUUGUGUUGCUAAGCUCUGCUAUCUCCAACUUUUGAGAGAGAAUAUAUUUUCUGAUUUUUAGUAUAUGGCUGCACUUGGUUACCAGAAGUAAUAAGCUGUGUGAAAUGUACUCAUUUCAAGCAUUAUGUUUUGUAUAAUUUCACAUGGAAGGCAGGUGUUGAUUGUAAUAAUGGUUUGGCAGGUGAAACUGAGGUAGCUAGAGUAGUUCAAUAGCACCAGACAGCUGCUCUUGUGCAUUCGUCAUUAUGUCCUGUUACUGCAGAAUGAUUCUGUGACGUAUUCAUCUCUUUACAUAUACAUUCAAAUUCUUAUACAAAUUAAAGCUGAUGUCCAAGACAGCAAGUUAUAAUCGGAACUUGGCAUAUGAGGUCCUAAUAUCAUUCAUGUCCGGAUUGGGUGACCUAUUCCUGUUCUAAUUGAAACUACUUUUAUUUAGAUUUGCAUGCUUCAUCGCAUUUCCAGAAUGUAAGUUGCUAAAAUAGAAGCCUACCAAGCGAUCAAGUUUUAUGUAGCCCGGCAUCAAGAAAGAUGUUCAUUACAGGACUGAGUGCAGAGAGAAAUAUUUCACACAGUUAUUUUUCUAUAUACUGCAACAUUGCUAGAGAAAAUCACUUACAUAAGAUUUCUGCCAGCCAGUGUUCCCCCUUUUUUGCUUCAAUUUCCUCAGCCUGUUGCUGGUCCACCUCACAAACAGAUACGUACUGAAACUGUAAAACUGCAAAAUAUUAGUGACCGGUUUCUGAUAUUUAAUCAUAAGUUAUACAAUAUAAAGAAAGGGAAUGAAAUUAUGUCUUUUGUACUGUUACAACUGUCUUCAAUCAAAAUCUGCCUACAGCACAACAUAUUUCCUCAGCUGUACAUUCCUAACAAGGUAACCAAUGUGACACCGUUGUUAUGUAGUAAACAAGCAGAGCAGUACAUAUCACAAGCAUUGCAGCAGAGUAGUAGAGUUGAAUUCGCUGCAGUACAUUUAGAUGCCUUAUGUAGUCGCCAUAAUGCUACUUAUUGCUGUAGCUAAUAAAGUGCUUUGUAAAAAUUAAUAUUUAACUGGUUGCACAAAUUGUGUGUGCUUUGUUUUCCAUCACAAGCCUUAAUCAUACAAGAAUGUAAAUUUAGUUUUUUAAUUUGUUGCACCUGAUGAAUUUCCUACUUUCAUCCUUUGUGUAAGUUUGAUAUGUAAUUUUGGGUAGGAACAUGGUUGAAUAGGUAUCUGAGGUCCUGAUUAUGUAUCUUUGUAUGAAGAGCUAUCAGCAUAAAAAAAUCUUCCUUUUACAUAUUUUUAAACUUGUACAAAAUGUGAGUCAUCUGUGAGCAUGUGGAAUGUACAUUUAAGUGUAAGAUACUUUUGUAUCAGUGUAUUCACAGCUAUUAAUAUGAAUUGUAGAAAAGGGAGGAAAGUGCAGAUUUUUGCAGUACUGAAUGAGUUGAACUGUUGCUUCUGAACACUGAAAAUUAGACAAUCAGUAGCUGUAACAAAUUUGAUAUUUCACCAAAGCAGAGACCCUCGUAUCGAAACCUUUUUUCAAUGGAUUUACAAUUUAGAUGGCACAGAGAAACUGGCUGCAUUGUACAUAAUCAGGCCCCUAAUACUACUCUUUGUAAUACAGAGCUAUUGAAAUGAAGUUUUAUUUCUUUUCCUAGUUUGUAAUUUGUACUAACAUAUAAAUUAAUUUUAAUCUGCUUAUUAAUUUGUAAUUUUGAGUUUAGUGCUUUUACUUGCAAUCUAAGUUUCUAUAGUUAUAUAACAAGCAUUUAUACAUUUAAUAAACAUAUAUUAACAAAAAGUCAACCUAAGAGUUUCCUUAAAACAAAAUCUUUUGAAAUUCUCAUUCAGUAAUAAAGAGGAGCAAGUGAUCUCUCAGUGAAGCAUUAUCUAUAUUAGCCAAUAGAGUAUUUUGCUAAUUGAUUUAAAAAAUAAUAAAACCAGCCAACUAACUGCAUGCAAAAGCUAGUGCCAAGAUUUUAAAUUAAGAUUUCUAAAACAUAAAACAUGGUAUGUCUAAAUUUGCUAUUUAGCAUGUUGUAGCUAUUCUGAAAAUAUUUGUAAAAACAAUUUUAAAACUACAAGAAAAGUCACUAAACUAUGUAAAAUGCAUUCAACUUUCUUCAAAAUGGUUAUUUUCUUCCCUUCUUCAAAUGCACAAAUUGUUAAUAUAUCUUAUGAAUUACAAAAUGGAUUCCUGUACACUCAGGUUUGUUAAGUGUACAUGGAAAAGAGCAAAGCAGUAGGUAGCUUUGUGAUAAAUCGCAGUUUUUUUUAAAAAAAAAUUCAUAUACAUUAAUAUCUAUUUUAUCUAAUGCUUAUUUCUUAUAGCAUUAGAAUGUGUGUGUGUCAUACAUUGUGUAAAAUUAAUGCAGACUGAUUAAAUUGUGGAAGAAAUAAAAUGAAACUGCCAUACUGGAAUAAUGUAACUUCUUAAUUGUUGAAGAGUUAAUAUUAAUUCUUGUCAUUCACUUUCUGGUUUUUAUUUUGAUCAAUUGGUUUAGGUUUCACUGUUACAUCUGAUCUCAUUUUAAUUUGACAGUAACAAUAUAUGACAUUAAAGCAGUUCAUAUAACCUCAUUUUCAUAAAAGGUGUUGUUACAAUACCAAGAAAAUCAAAGGAAAGGUGACUCAAACUGAUACCUUAUCUUUAGGUCAAUUCUCAGGCACAAUGAAUGUUGACUACUUGAGUAGUCUGUGCCUUAUUAAUUGCUUACAGUUGAGGCUUUCAUCAAUACUGUUGCUUUAGCCUACAUAAACACUAAAUUACAUUUGUCUUUAUAAUAUAUCUUGUCUUACAGAAAGUGCAUCGUUACCCUUUUCUACAAGAUGAAAUUGCAAAGAAACCAAAGUGUCAGGGGCACAAUGCACUGAACUUUUCACUACUGGUUUACAUUUAAACAUUGUUCGAUUUUUCUGUUAGAUAACCUCCUAUAUUCCUGUUAUCAUAUAGCUUAAUUAUGUACUAAAUUAUGGUACAUCCUCUUUGUUUCUGCCAUCAACUGCUAAGGACAACACAUCCACGUGGAAACCUGCAUGAUACUGUAAUGGUCACAAAGUGGCAGAAGAUACAUUCAGUUUUGUUUGACAAUGUCACUUGAAAAUAAACCUUUGAAGAAUUGUGUGUUCAUAAAAUCCAGUUCAACUUCCACAUUCAUGUUAAUGAGAUAUAAAUAAAAUCUGUUACACAUAAGUAAAUAUUCCACCAGAUAACAUCCUAUACCACUAUAAUAGAUUGUGCACCCCAAACCCACAUGGAACAGAAGAUGCAUAAUUAUAAAAUCUGCUGGCUAAGACUGUGCACGUACAUGUUGGCUUCACUCAAUGCUACAUUUAGGCUGUUGAAAGAUAAUUCCACACAACAUGUAACUUAGAAAUUGUUUCAGUUUAAUAAAGAGAAUACCAAACAGUUUGCCAUUAUAACUGGUUGACCAGCUGCUAUGAUGCUGAGUUGCCAUAUCUUGAAUGUGUUAUCCUGUUGCACUUCCAUCUGAAUAAGAUUUUUCUCAUAAUGAGUAACUGCUUGCUUACAGUAAAACACACUUGUGUAGUCCUUAUCUUAUCAGAAAUUCUCCUUUCAUUGUAAUAUGAGUAAUAUAAUGUUUGAUACAAAUUGCACAUUAAAAUUCAAAGUGGCAGACCCUACAUUUAACUGCUACAUUAUCAUAAUGACCAGUUGUUGAAUGAAUAUGUGCACUGAAGGCAGUGUCUUUCUUUCUGUCUGACCCAUCUACCCCCCACCCCUCCCCCACACUUCCCUCCCCCCUCCCCCCUUCUCUCUCUCUUAUUGUCAAAACAGCAUAAAAAUUGCAACAUUAAAAGUAUUUUGCAAAUUUCUUAACAAAUGUAAACAAUGUUGUGGAAUGUUUAGAUAUUACUUUGAAGAUGUAUUUUUCUUUUAUUUAAUUAUUGAAAUUGUCCACAGUUAAUUUGUUAAACCAAAAGUUUAAUUGACUCUCACAGUGCAGUCAGUAGACAGAUAAGCCCACCUCUCACAAUGAUGUGCAGGUGCUGUAUUACAAAACUUGGUGCAGUCAGAAUACAGACAUAUUUACACAGCUCUUUUAGGAAGCACACUUUGCAAAAAAUGAAAGAAAAAAGGAAAAAAAUAAAGCUUUUUACAUCACUACUCUCCUUUGGAAAUUACACCUUCCUCCCAAUAUUUAGUCACGUUUUCUGUACGACAUUGCGGAUGUUUCCACAGGUCUGACAGGGUAUAAAACUGUGCAGGUGAAAAUUUCAUAUUUUUACCGACAAAGUCUCAACUUGUAUUUUUUAUUUUCAUUUUAUUAAUUUGAUGCACAAGUUCAGUGUAACUCAUUGUGUACUAUGUAUUUGUAAAAUAUAGUUCUGACAUUCUGUAACUGUGUUCGUUUCUCAGGUUAGCUGAAGACAAAUAUAAACUUUCUUUAUUGCUGUUCCAGGUAUCUUAUUAAUGUGUUACAGAAGCAAAACUGUAUGUUUGUGCAAUAUAUCUUUUGCAUGUUUUUCCUGAUCCCACAGAUUUGCAAAAUAUUUUGUAAAUAGAGAGACUGGAAGUUCCUUUUAUACAUUACUAAAUUUACAGUUGGAUAUACUAGUGAUUGUUCAAUGAGCUUAUAUAACUGUAAAAACCAAUUAGUUUUAGAAAUUUUGUACAUUUAUGUAAAAGUAAUUUCAUGAUUCUGAGGUUGACACAACAUUAAUAUUUUACUAAAAGGUUAUGUGUUUGAGCAGAAUUUCUUUCCAUUAUAAAAAGGAACAGCAUAUGUGAGGUCUGACAAUUCUUUCAGUUAUUAUUUUAAGUACAGGUUAUGUCAACAUUUCUUUUGAUCUGUGCACAUAAUUUUAAAAAUUAAUUGAAAUGAACAAUAAAUAGUAAAGGAAUAAAAGUGAGACAAGAGUACACAAGAACAUGGGUACACUGGAAGAAUGUUUGUUCAUAACUCUGUAAAGCAAAUGGUAAUGAAAUAAAAUAAAGAGCUGUGUUACAAAUAAA